GAUGUGCUUCAACGUCUACCACGAGCAACGCCUCCACCUACAGCGUUAGGCGGCAACCCUUGUUCAUCAUUUUGUCGCAUUGUUCGUUUAGAUCAAACUCAAACCUUCAUGCCUCUUCAAAUUGACGACAGCGUUGACAUUUCCCAUGUUUCUGGGAACGCCCCAGACGAAAUCAAGAGAAUCAUAGUAACAGUCUUUCCUACAAUCGACAGUCGACAUGCGAAAGGAAGAAGAGGAUACUCGGAGGAAAUUGCGAAGCGAAUGGUUGUGACAGAGGUUUCCAUUCUGUGCCAUCCCGAAGAAUUGAAAAAGAUUGGACGUGUUGUGUGCGAAUUGGAGGUACAUGAUGACAUGAUAAAUGGCUCAAGGACAAUACAUGGAGGAUGUUCAGCCUUUCUCGUGGAUAUGUGUUCGUCUAUGGCUUCAACAGCUCUAGCCUUGAACAAUGAGGCAACAGCCAAUCUCGUCUCCCAGUCGUUGAAUGUGGUUUAUCAUUCUCCUGCUGUCGUCGGUGAUAAAUUACGGAUUGUCAACGCUACGAUGACGAUGGGCUCUAGAGCGACUUCAAUCAAAACUGAGAUUUGGAAUAUUACUCACCACCGACUGGUGGCAUCCGGAGUUCACAUCAAGAUGCAGCCUUCGGAGAAGUCGAAACUGUAGGGUUAUCCUACUUAAUUAUGUACAGUGCUCGUAAAGACCUGAUGCCCUAUUCUGGAUUUUGGCUAUCUCCCGUGUUCCCAGAAGGCUAUCGACCAGAAUCCAAGCACCCGUCUAGAGAGUUACAGGACCCUGACGGACUGGGAAGUUCAGAAAACGAGCCGACCGAGGUUCUCCAUAAUCACACCACUCACGAUGUACGCCUCAGCUAUAGUAGCGGUGCAGGAACCCCCGUUGCUUACAGUCCUCCAACCCUUUCCCUUUAGCCUCCCGCAACUCCUUCUCUCCGGACGACCUCGUCCGGACUGUUCAUUCUUGAAUCUUACCCAUUAUAAGCAGCGUCUCUCUCGUCAGGUCGUCUUUGGGUUCUUUUCUGGGGGUUCAUCAAGACUCAGCAUUCGCGACGGGCCGAGGCAGUGCCGCAGACUCUAGUCAUCUUAGCGGCUGUUCAUGGGGAUCUGUUGUAGUGAAUUUGAUGCAGGAAAGGCAGAGCCUGGCGAGGGUUGCAGGAGGACCUUGUGCCAUAUAUGCUCAGCGCUCAGUACUCGGUGCCCGGUCAUCAUGGCAUCGUGGGUAUUGGUUCGGAGUCGUGCCUGACUGGAGAUACAUGGUUUGAAAGAAAGCCGGUUGAGACGGGGAGGCAAAUGGACGGCAGAGAUCAACGUGAAGUUUUGCUGAAGUUCUGAACAACCUGAUAUGGUGGGAGGGGCCAUUGACACUAGAGCGGCCAAAGUUCUCCGUUGACUUUCGCCUUCUCGGGGGACGUUUGCGGACACCUGGAACAUUAGCCGGGUACCACUGUCGAGGGGUGCGGGGACCGGUAAUACGGUCGCAGUAGUGAGGAUCUCUCGUUCUAGUAUUUGAAGUACCUUGUCACAUCAAGCUUCACACUAUGUCCACAAUUUUUUUGAACCUGAAACGACUGUUCUCGACCCUGAAAUCACAGGGGGAGUGCUCUUCAAUACAGAAUCUCUUGUGGCCUUAAUAAUUAACAAUUUGUAGCGUUGUAGCCCUGCGGGGCCCGGCAUGGAUCAUGAUUA
Marasmius oreades (fairy-ring Marasmius) is the source of this 1697-nucleotide messenger RNA. RefSeq lists its product as uncharacterized. The transcript is spliced from 9 exons. The record is from RefSeq and is a predicted model, not a curated record. The coding region runs from base 109 to 660 and encodes 183 amino acids. Gene Ontology annotation, molecular function: fatty acyl-CoA hydrolase activity. Lineage: Eukaryota; Fungi; Basidiomycota; Agaricomycetes; Agaricales; Marasmiaceae.